AAAGCAUAAAAGGUUACCAGAAAAUUAGCCUUCUCUCGUACUAGCUAACUAAAACUCUCUCCAAAUAAGAUAAAUAUAACUAACAAUAGAUCUUUACAAAAAAACCUCUCUCAACAAAAGCUCCCUUCGCCCUCUAAGGCGGGAUUAGCCUGUUCUUGUAUGGCUAGCAGGGAUAGCUUCUCCUCAGUUGUCUCCUGGUUAGUUUGUAUAUAUCGAGUAGAUAUUUUGCAGGUCCAAGGUUUGAUUGGAGAGGUUACUUUUCUCAAUUUGUUCGUUUGGUAUUUUGGUUGUUCGCCUGUAGAUCCUUUUGUUGGCAAUGGGUGGUUGUAGAUGGCACAUGGAAUAGGCGUCAAGCUUAGAUGAGUGCUGAUUCGACCUCUCUUAUUGCAAUGGAGACUACGACGCCAUGGUGCUAAUUUUUUCACCCAUUGUCGAUGUUGAUGGCAUGAUUCAUGCCCCUGUGGUAACUCUUGGUUCAGGUUUCCAAAAGAUCCUCAAGUGGGCUGGAUUUGUUUUUGGGUUGGACUUUUGUUUGACUUAUGGAUGUACUAAUACUUGUCGAGCCAGUCUGAACAGGAAACAACACUCAAGUCUCAAAAAGUGGAAGAAGUAGAAGAAGAAGAAGAGCAGCAGCUGAAAACUGUAAUUAGCUCUUCUCUCCUUCUCUUGAUUCAGUCAAAGUCUUCCCUUUCACAUUCUUCUUCUUCUUCUUCUUCUUCUUCCUCAAAAACUCAUUUAAAUACCCCAUCACACACCCACCUCUCUUUACCUGCAACCCACAAGGCAAUGAAUCUCCAAAUUCUGUUUUUCCCUCUUUUCUUUUCCUUUCUCUUCUCCAUUUCCUCAGCUCAAAUUUCGCCGGGUUCUUCUCUAUCCGCUUCUAAUCUAAACCAGACCUGGCGUUCCCCCAAUAGUACAUUUUUUCUGGGUUUUCUCCAGGUGGGUUCCGGCUAUGUCGCCGCCAUCAACUACUUUGGCGGUGUCCCCAUCUGGACGGCUGGUAACCCUUCUGUCGUCGUUGAUGUUGGUGGAGCCUUCCAUUUCCGCGCUAGUGGCACUUUCCAGCUAGUCAACAGCUCUGGUUCUGUUGUAUGGGACUCUAAUACUGGCCAUCUCGGUGUUACCUCCGCCUCGCUGGAUGAUUCUGGCAAUUUAGUGCUGCGAAAUAGCUCUGGGGUUACGGUCUGGUCCAGCUUUCAGAAUCCUACGGAUACCAUUGUCCCCAAUCAGAAUUUCACGGUAAAUCAAGUUAUUAAAUCUGGGUUAUACUCUUUUCAGCUUCUUAAUUCUGGUAAUCUCACGCUCAGAUGGAAUGAUAGCAUAAUUUACUGGAAUCAAGGUUUGAAUUCAUCUAUUGAUUCUAAUUUGAGUUCACCAGUUUUGGGAUUGCAGCCAAUUGGGAUUUUAUCCAUAACUGAUGUUACUUCAACUAGUGCAUAUAUAAUGGCUUAUAGUAAUGAUUAUGCAGAAGGUAGUGACAUAUUGAGGUUUUUGAAGCUGGACAGUGAUGGGAAUUUGAGGAUUUAUAGUUCUGCUUUAGGUAGUGGAACUACAACUAUGAGAUGGGCAGCUUUGACUGAUCAGUGUCAGGUUUUUGGAUAUUGUGGGAACUUAGGGAUUUGUAGUUAUAAUGAUUCCAGUUCAAAUCCGAUUUGUGGAUGCCCGUCUGAGAAUUUUGAGCCUGUUGAUGUGAAUGAUAGCAGAAAAGGGUGUAAAAGAAAGGUGGAGAUUGAGAAUUGUCCUGGCAGUGCUACAAUGUUGGAGAUGGAUCAUGCCAAGUUCUUGACUUACCAGCCUGAGCUAUCGUCUCAGGUUUUCUUUGUAGGAAUAUCAGCAUGUAGGUUGAAUUGUCUUGUGAGUGGUUCUUGUGUUGCUUCAACAUCUUUAUCCGAUGGAACUGGGUUGUGUUACUUGAAAACACCAGACUUUGUUAGUGGUUAUCAAAAUCCAUCACUUCCUAGCACUUCAUAUGUCAAGGUUUGUGGACCGGUGCAACCAAACCCUUCUGCUAAUUUGCAAAUUGGUGGGAACAGAAAAAGUAGACUGCAUGUGUGGCUUGUUCUUGUUGUUGUUGUGGUUACCCUUGUUGGUUUGGUUGCUAUCGAGAGUGGUCUGUGGUGGUGGUGCUGUAGAAAUAGUCCCAAAUUUGCAAGUUUGUCCGCACAGUAUGCACUCCUUGAGUAUGCGUCUGGUGCACCAGUGCAGUUCUCUUAUAACGACCUGAAUCGUGCAACAAAGGGAUUUAAGGAGAAGCUUGGAGCGGGAGGAUUUGGAGCUGUUUAUAAAGGGAUUCUUGCUAAUAAAACAGUAGUUGCAGUAAAGCGACUUGAAGGAAUUGAACAGGGUGAGAAGCAGUUCAGGAUGGAGGUUGCAACUAUAAGCAGUACUCACCAUCUGAAUUUGGUUAGAUUGAUUGGAUUUUGCUCUGAGGGACGGCAUAGGCUUUUGGUUUAUGAGUUCAUGAAAAAUGGUUCACUUGAUAAUUUCCUUUUCACGACAAAUGAGCACUCAGAGAAAUUGUUGAACUGGGAGCAUAGAUUUAACAUUGCCCUAGGGACUGCUAGAGGAAUUACGUAUCUUCACGAGGAAUGUCGAGAUUGCAUUGUUCAUUGUGAUAUCAAGCCAGAAAACAUCCUCUUAGAUGAGAACUACAAUGCCAAGGUGUCAGAUUUUGGUCUUGCAAAGCUCAUAAAUCCUAAAGAUCAUCGGUAUAGAACCCUUAGAAGUGUUAGAGGGACAAGAGGAUAUUUGGCGCCAGAGUGGCUUGCAAAUCUUCCUGUAACUUCCAAAUCUGAUGUUUACAGUUAUGGUAUGGUUUUGUUGGAGCUAGUGAGUGGAAGAAGGAAUUUUGAGGUCUUGGAUGAAACUAAUCGAAAAAGGUUCUCUUUGUGGGCUUAUGAAGAAUUUGAGAAGGGUAAUGUGAAUGCGAUUCUUGACAAAAGGCUUUUUGAUCAAGAUGUGGAUAUUGAGCAAGCAACAAGGGCAAUUCAGGUGAGCUUUUGGUGUAUCCAAGAGCAACCAUCUCAAAGGCCAAUGAUGGGAAGAGUUGUGCAAAUGCUAGAAGGAAUCACAACGAUCGAGAAGCCUCCAGCUCCAAAGGCAAUAACCGAAAGUUCAGCUGGUGGCACAAGCAUCAACAUGAGCAGCAAUGGCAGUGCUUUCUCAACUUUUGCUGCUUCAGCUUCUGCCCCAGCUCCCUCAUCAUUUUCCUCAUAUCAGACCACUGGAGUUUCGCCUUUGCUUUCAGGGAGGAACAUUGAAAACAAGGUACCUUCGUCACAACUAGGCUCUGAUCGCAACUGAAACACGUUUUCACACCUUGUAAUUCAACCACAUUACGUGAUCAUUGAGCGUGAUAUAAUCUUGUAAAAAAGUUGUUCUUAUUCUUAGAUAUGUCAUAUAUAUUUGUCAUUCAUACUCAUCUUGUAUCUUGAAUUCAUGAUAGACCGAGUCUAGGUCAUUGCUGAGAUUCUAUAGCAUGCUAAUAGAUCCGCAGAAAACAUUGUACUCUUCCCUUUUCUUCUGGGCAUGAAUAAUCUCAAAAAAUGCUCAAAUGAUUUGAGUUAAA
This is a messenger RNA of Manihot esculenta (cassava), 3568 nucleotides long. RefSeq names its product G-type lectin S-receptor-like serine/threonine-protein kinase At1g34300. The record is from RefSeq and is a predicted model, not a curated record. Gene Ontology annotation, molecular function: ATP binding; protein serine/threonine kinase activity. Lineage: Eukaryota; Viridiplantae; Streptophyta; Magnoliopsida; Malpighiales; Euphorbiaceae. The transcript has a single exon. Bases 787 to 3303 code for a protein of 838 amino acids. Gene Ontology annotation, biological process: recognition of pollen; protein phosphorylation.